AUGUCGCGCGUGACGGUGUAUGCGAGCCAGGGGUCGUCGGACUCGCGGCACACGGCGCUCGAGAUGCACGCGAUUCGUAUGAUAAUUGAGCGGGAGGCGUGCUUGGAAGCGCUCCAGCAACUCGCGGACGAGUUCGCGUCGCCGCAAAGCAAGAAGGCGCGGCCGUGGAAGCUCGUCGACAACUUGACGCGGCAAUAUCGCAAGGCAAGUGUCGCGGCGGUGGAGGCGAUUCGCAAGUGGCAGGUUGGGAUCGGCGCCUCCGAUGCUGCGUUCGUCUGGAAGCAGACCAACUACCUGCGCAAGAUGUGCACAGACACAGACUUCUUCGCCACGGCGCGAGAAAUGCUGAAGGGCGUUGCAGUGCCGCUGGCAAAGAAUCCGCUCCUGGCGCCGAUCGCGUUGACGGAUCCUCUGCUGCGUGAGAACGAAGCAACUCUCCUCGAUGGACUUCGUCGAGCAGAGAAGCCUGUCGAUGACAAUGGGUCCGGGGUUGUCGACAUGGACCGACUGUGUGCUGCGCUGCGAACUCUCUUUGCCGAGCUGCAGCACGUUGAUGGAAUCGAGCGACCGUCGUCGGCCGCGGCACACGCGCAUCCGACGUCAAAGCCAAACGAAGCGAGUGUUGUUGCUCCCGGUGACAGACUCGCCGCGAUGGAGCACCAUCUCAACCAUGCCCGCCAAGUCCUGGCAACCAUGGAGACUCGGCGAAAAGAGCUCGUCGAUCAGAUGCACGUCGUUCAGGAAAAGAUGGAGAUGGCGACGUUGCCUGCAAAGGCACGGGCGCUGCAGACCAAACACGCUGCAUUGAACAACGAGCUCAAGGCGUUGAUGGGGGACAAGUACAAGCGGCGGAACGAGCUCAUGCGACAGGAAGCGACGUUCAAGAUGCAGCAGGGGAAGAAGCAUGUCAAGCCGAUAGCGAGUGUGGUCGAGAAGGAGCUCCAGGACGUUGUCGAGGCCGACCGACUGGCGAGGGAGCAACGGCUGGCAAUGCUCGUGCCAUCCAAGGCGUCUCUCGUGACAAUGAACGAGACGGACGUGUUUGAAUGGGUCAAAGGACUUGGGCUCGACGCGGCGGCGGAGAAGCUUCGGCGCAUGGGCAUCGAUGGACGAUUGCUUGCCGUGAGCACGGAUGCCGACUUGCAGGAGCUCGGGAUCGACAUCCGUCUCCACCGAGUCAAAAUCCUUCGCGAGGUCCAUGCUGCGCGCGACGCGUCUAGAUGA
This is a messenger RNA of Aphanomyces invadans, 1224 nucleotides long. RefSeq lists its product as hypothetical. Lineage: Eukaryota; Oomycota; Saprolegniomycetes; Saprolegniales; Verrucalvaceae. The transcript is spliced from 2 exons. Gene Ontology annotation, molecular function: protein binding. The record is from RefSeq and is a predicted model, not a curated record. The coding region runs from base 1 to 1224 and encodes 407 amino acids.